Vittaforma corneae ATCC 50505 is the source of this 450-nucleotide messenger RNA. RefSeq lists its product as uncharacterized. Lineage: Eukaryota; Fungi; Microsporidia; Nosematidae. The annotation marks the transcript as partial. The record is from RefSeq and is a predicted model, not a curated record. The transcript has a single exon.
AUGUGGCUUAAGAUCAUCCAGACCAAUGUUCUAAGUAACUUGCUGUUUCUAGUUAAAGUCACAUGCAUUCCAAUGUCAAUGUUCGAUGAUGUCUACGAGAACACGUAUCAAAAGACAGCCCGUAAAUUUGCGGACUCUCUGGUUUCAAAAAAGUACCAGGCGAAAGACAGUAUCGUUGAUAAAGCCAAAGUUGAUAGAAAACUAGAAACUAUACAAAAGUUUUAUGAUAUACAGGUUGGCUACCCACCUCAUAUUGCCCAUUGGCUUGGCUAUAUUGAUGGUCAAGUCGAGUUUUUGAUACGAUGCAGUUUGUUUGAUAGGAUGUAUCUUGAAAAUAAACAUGAUCCCAAGCCAACCACAGAAACUUCGAUAAAAAGAUCUCUGCAGUAUUUCAAUGAAUGUCAAGUCAUUUACAGGCUUCUUUAUUUUUAUCAUCCUAAAGACUCACUC